Eurytemora carolleeae is the source of this 5102-nucleotide messenger RNA. Its product is annotated as collagen alpha-2(IV) chain. Lineage: Eukaryota; Metazoa; Arthropoda; Copepoda; Calanoida; Temoridae. Gene Ontology annotation, cellular component: collagen trimer. The record is from RefSeq and is a predicted model, not a curated record. Bases 146 to 4921 code for a protein of 1591 amino acids. The transcript has 17 exons. Gene Ontology annotation, molecular function: extracellular matrix structural constituent.
UCCACUAGAUGCAGGGUGAAAUAAAUGCAUCAAUAUUUUUUUUCAGGGUGAAGCAGGAGAAUCAGGAGUACCCGGACCUCAGGGAGAAGUGAGCCGGUAUCCGGGACAGGACGGAGAGAAAGGUCAGGUCGGAGAUCCUGGGCGGAUGGGACAGGAUGGAAAACCUGGUCGUCCAGGACUACCAGGAGAACAAGGAGAAACACCACCGGAGGGAGUUAAGGGCUUGGAAGGAGAACUAGGAGAAGAAGGAGAACCUGGACCUCAAUAUAUUUAUCAGUUCCCUAAACCCGAUAUCAACAUCAUCAAGGGGACCAAGGGGGACAAGGGACCCUACGGUCUACCAGGAGAACCAGGAGAACUAGGGGACCUAGGAUAUACAGGAAACAGGGGUGAGGAUGGAUACCCUGGGUACCAAGGAUCCAAGGGGGAAUACGGAGAAGUAGGAGCCAGGGGCAAACAAGGGAAGGAGGGGGGACCAGGACCUGUAGGGAUGAAAGGAGUUAAAGGAGCGCCUGGAAAGUUUGGCUUACCCGGGUUGGAUGGAAGAAAAGGGGAGGAAGGAGAUGAAGGUAUCCCUGGAAGACCUGGAGUACAGGGACCAGCAGGACCACCAGGAGAAUACGAUCCAAAUCUCAGGGAUAAAGGGGACACUGGACCAUAUGGACCUCAAGGGGACUAUGGAUUUCCUGGUGGACCUGGACUACCAGGAUUUCCUGGACGACCUGGCCUUCCUGGACUGAAAGGUAUUGUUGGACCACCGGGCAGACCUGGACCACAGGGGAAGCGAGGUAUCCCCGGACUAUCCAUAAAGGGGGAUAUCGGAUACGAUGGACCUAAAGGUUACGCUGGACCGGUGGGACGGAAGGGACCUGAUGGGUAUCCAGGGGUUCCUGGACAGAAGGGAUUAGCUGGAGAAACUGUGUUCGGACCACCUGGUCAGUCCGGGAUAGACGGAGAAAACGGACUGGAAGGAUUAAAGGGAGAUACCGGAGACUAUGGAGAUGCAGGAUUAAAAGGAUAUCCUGGAGUAUCCACUGCAUCCAGACCUAAGAUAGGACCGCCAGGUGAAAAGGGUAGACCAGGAUAUCCUGGUGAGAUGGGAUUACCAGGGAUGGAUGGGUUGCCUGGUAGGAAAGGAGACUCCGGAGAACAAGGAGAAGAUUGCGGAUACUGUCCCACAGCCGAACCUGGUGAAAUAGGAGACCAAGGAGAUGAUGGAAAACAAGGGUUCCCUGGAUCUCAUGGUUUCAUUGGUUGGCCUGGUCCCCGUGGUCCGAAGGGUGAACAAGGAAAAAUUGGUUCUCCAGGUUGGGUUGGACCAGUUGGUAUAUCCGGUCCACCAGGACUAGAGGGGAUACAGGGCAUGCCUGGAGAUAACGGUGAGGUUUACGGGAUGGAAAACAUAUCACCGGGAUAUCCGGGUCCUAAAGGAUACCCUGGUCUACCUGGCCUCAUGGGGAGCAAGGGACAGGUCGGAGAACCAGGUUUGACCGGAGGACCGGGUAUAAAAGGGAGAUCAGGAUACGAUGGGUCACCCGGCAGAUACGGAAUUCCAGGUCGGCAUGGAUUGCCUGGGUUCAAUGGUAGACAAGGAGAACCAGGAGAUACUAUCUAUCUGACACCAGAGGAAAGAUAUAAGUUCAGAGGGAGCCCUGGUAUAACUGGAAGUGACGGACCCAAAGGGAUGACAGGAGACAGAGGAGCGAAGGGUCAGGAGGGAGCUCUAGCUAUACCACUCACCAAGCUCGGAGAGAAGGGAGAUGUAGGAGAACCUGGUAUUCCAGGUAGCAGCUACUAUCCUGGAGAUCAGGGGAUUGCAGGAGAGAUAGGACCAAUAGGUGAUACCGGAGACAAGGGAGAGAAAGGGUUUAUUAGAUGGGGUAUCCCUGGUCAGGCUGGACCUAGAGGAGAACCUGGUAUACCUGGCAGGCCAGGACCACCAGGUCAAGAUGGACUUAAUGGACUUCCGGGACAACCUGGGUUUAAAGGAAGCUUGGGUGUAGGUGGGGAUCCUGGUAGAGAUAUUAUCCAGGGACGAACUGGAAACUCCGGAGAACCUGGAGAAAAGGGAGAACGAGGAGAACCAGGAUAUCUAGGUUACAAGGGGCUGCAAGGACGGGAUGGAUUACCUGGGAGUAAAGGAGCAAAGGGAGCUCCAGGUCCGGAGGGAUUGCCAGGACUCAAGGGGAUUCAAGGAGACGUGGGUUUGUCUGUAACUGGAGAUAUCGGAGUUAUUGGACCAGGGGGGAGACCAGGCUUACCUGGUCUUUACGGAGAUCAAGGGUUCCCCGGUAAACCAGGAAUACCUGGUCGAUCUGGACUUCCAGGUCUAAACGGAGAUAUUGGAAUGAUUGGUAGACGGGGGCAGCUGGGUGCAGAUGGGAUGGAUGGAGUUCCAGGAGGGACUGGGAAGAGCGGAGGUCUAGGGGUGGAUGGAAUACCUGGAGAACCUGGUCUAAGUGGAGAAACUGGGCUACCGGGGAAACAGGGUAAAGAAGGAGUUCCAGGAGCGUUUGGGAAUACAGGACCUAAAGGAGCUCCAGGAGAGGAGGGAUAUUCUGGAAACAUGGGAGAAUCCGGUAUUAAGGGACAACCAGGGGAAAAUGGAGAACCGGGAGCACCUGGACCCCUCGGGUUUCCAGGUAAUAAAGGAAUGAGGGGAAAUACCGGAAGCAUUGGUUUAAAAGGAAGUCCUGGAAAUUUUGGAUUGGAUGGACUACCAGGUCUAAAGGGACAACAAGGGAACCCAGGAACCGUUCUGCUGGGAGGAAAAGGUGUAUCUGGAGAACCAGGAGAAAAUGGAAUAGUUGGAGCUCGAGGACUACAGGGAGAGGUUGGAGAACCUGGAGAUUAUGGAGUAAAUGGACCUGACGGUAUGCCAGGUAUGGCAGGAAUGAAAGGAGCAAAUGGAUUUCCUGGAUUACCCGGAGUAAACGGACAAAAAGGGAUUCCCGGAGAACUUGGAAUGUUUGGAGAACCUGGAGCCAAGGGAGUUAAGGGAGAGCCAGGGUAUCCUGGUAUACCUGGAACAGACGGAUUUCCAGGUUCUCCGGGUAAAAGAGGUGCCCCAGGAGAUUAUGGACUUCCAGGAGCCAAGGGACCACAAGGAGAUACAGGACGGCCUGGAUUGACUCCAGGGGCUGAUAAAGGAGAACGAGGAAGUCCUGGUCUUCCAGGUCCUGACAGGUUUGAUGGUAGGAGAGGAGAGGAAGGGAGACAAGGUUCAAGAGGUACUCCUGGAGUAACAGGAGAGAAAGGAUUGAAAGGUGAUGUAGGCUAUGAAGGAUUGUCUGGUCGGAAAGGGGCUCCAGGAGAUAGAGGCAAGGUUGGAUAUCCCGGGAUUCCUGCUCCAAUAGCAGAACCUGGAGAGCUAGGAGAACCAGCUCCUGAUGGAGCACCUGGGAGAAACGGAAUAUAUGGAUUGAAAGGAUCUCCGGGUAUAUUUGGAACUGAAGGGUUUCCUGGACAGAAGGGAGCCAGGGGGGAUACAGUUCCGGGUGUAAAGGGAGAACAGGGAGAGGACGGAAUGGAAGGAAUGCCCGGAAGAUCUGGAGUUCCUGGACAACCUGGAGAAAACGGAGGAAUGGGUUUAUCAGGAGCUCCGGGUCUACAAGGAGAGCGUGGACCACCAGGAUUCAGCUUACGAGGACCUUCAGGAGAUACAGGAUUUCCAGGCUUACCCGGCCUUGACGGUAAGAAAGGAGAAGUGGGUGAGCAAGGGAACAGUGGGUUCGCUGGUUAUCCUGGACGUCCUGGACCCAAGGGAGAGAGAGGUGGACCCGGUGCAGCUGGGUUAAAUGGAGUUCCAGGAAUUCCAGGCGCCAACGGUAGACCAGGAAUUCCAGGAACGAAGGGUGACCAGGGAGAAACUGGAGUUUCCGGAUUGCCAGGGUUUCCUGGGAUUCAGGGACCAAUAGGACCCAUGGGUGUACCCGGAGUAGAGGGGUUAAAGGGGAUGCAAGGUUUAAGAGGGAGAAACGGAUUAGCUGGACUCAGAGGACUUCCUGGUAUGAAGGGUACCAUAGGAGAUACAGGAAACUCAGGACUUGACGGUAAACCAGGGGUUUCCGGAGAGGAUGGAUUUCCAGGUCGUCCUGCUCCUCCUGGACCCAGACCUAAACCAAGAGGUUACUUCAUUGCUCUGCACUCUCAGACAGCUAAGUACCCCAUGUGCCCGGAGGGAACCUCUCUAAUGUGGAACGGUUAUUCCCUACUUCACAUCUACGGCAAUGGUCAUGCCCAAGGGCAGGACUUAGGACAGCCGGGCAGUUGUCUGCAAAGGUUCUCAACCAUGCCCUACAUGUUCUGUAAUAUUAACGACGUGUGUGAUUACGCUAACAGGAACGACUACAGCUAUUGGUUGUCAAGUACUGAGCCUAUGCCAAUGAUGAUGACUCCAAUCCAAGGACCGCAGAUAGAGAAAUAUAUUUCUAAAUGUGCAGUCUGUGAGACUCCAACCAAGGUUCUGGCUCUUCACUCCCAAUCUAUGGAUGUUCCUGACUGCCCAGAGAACUGGGAUUAUUUAUGGGAAGGAUACAGUUUCCUCAUGCACACUGAUGCCGGAGCAGAUGGUUCCGGUCAGAGUUUAGGAUCUCCAGGUUCAUGUCUCAGAGAUUUCAGGUCCCGUCCGUUCAUCGAGUGCCAGGGUCAUGGUAGAUGCAACUACUAUACCACCUCCUACUCCUACUGGAUGGCAACUAUAGAGGAGACAAGAAUGUUCCAGAAACCUGUUCCUCAAACCUUGAAGGCGGGAGACCUUAGGUCUAGGAUAAGCAGAUGUGUUGUUUGUAUGAGAAAACCCCACUCUAGGAUGCUGCCACUAACCUCCAGAUCUCAACCUCAAGCCUUUGCUCGGCCUCCCCCUAAGCCUUAUAUCAGGCCUCCACCACAACCCUAUAGAUAUCAGGCUAACAGGGGUUAGAACAAUAUGAAUAAUAAAAUAUAUGGAAAUAAACAGUAAGACGAGAAAAAACGUUAGGCAACGUGAAUGAAUCGCAGAAGAGUAUGAAUUAUUCUCGAUCUGGAAGCAUAUGAUAAAUUUCAUAAAUCAAACCGAGAUUAGUAAAAUGUACAUACUUGUAUAAUACAUAUAUGAUUUGUUU